CUCUUACACAUAGCAUAUUCAAUUCAAGAAACAGGUCCACUAUGGGCAACAUGGCAAUUUCCGAUAGAGAGGCUAUUUGGAAUGUUAAUACCUUUGGUCCAUUCUAGACAGCAUCCAUAUACAAACCUAAUAAAUCAGAUAACUAUGUGGUUACAAUUUGCACACUUGCAA
This is a messenger RNA of Rhizophagus irregularis DAOM 181602=DAOM 197198, 171 nucleotides long. The record is from RefSeq and is a predicted model, not a curated record. NCBI's taxonomy places the organism in Eukaryota, Fungi, Glomeromycota, Glomeromycetes, Glomerales, Glomeraceae.